AUGGUUUUCCUCCUGCGAGCCGUGCCAAGGCUGCAGGGGCCCGCUGCAUGGAGGAGGCCUCUACAGCAACUGUGGUGCUGCGCUGGGCAGGGGGAUUCCGUAAGGUGGGUGGGGAGCAGGUCUCCCCCCUCACAGGAGAAGCCAGCAGGCACAGAGACUGAAAAAAUCCACACAAUCUACCGCUUCAAUGCCAUCAGAGCACUUGGGUUCCUGUCUCGGCUGAAGUUGGCACAGAUGGCUGUGACUGUGAUGGCCCUGCCCCCAGGCUUCUACUGCUACUCACAAGGCCUCAUGACCCGCAGCUCACUGGGCCUUAUGAGUGGGAUGGCCCGCUUUGCCCUGGUCGUGCUGUGCUGGAUGAGCCACUUCUUCCGGAGACUGGUGGGUGUCCUCUAUGUGAAUGAGUCAGGUACCCUGCUUCGGGUGGCCCACCUGACCUUCUGGGGCUGGCGACAGGACACAUACUGUGCCGUGUCAGACAUGAUGCCCCUGUUAGAAUCCGAGGAACAGGUCCAGGAUGUGUUCUUGCGAAUCCAGCAGUACAGUGGCAAGCAGACCUUCUACCUCCCCCUACGCUAUGGCCGAAUCCUGGACCGGGAUCGUUUCUCACAGGUGUUCGGAACCCUGGCCACACUCAAGAACAGCAAGUAG
Messenger RNA from Rattus rattus (black rat), 651 nucleotides. Its product is annotated as transmembrane protein 186-like. NCBI's taxonomy places the organism in Eukaryota, Metazoa, Chordata, Mammalia, Rodentia, Muridae. Gene Ontology annotation, cellular component: mitochondrion. The record is from RefSeq and is a predicted model, not a curated record. The coding region runs from base 1 to 651 and encodes 216 amino acids. The transcript has a single exon.